AGGAAAUCACAUGGAGGUGCUGUCGUCCUCACAUGACAAUCUGAACUAUGGAAGGAGACAUCAAUGAAGGAUCGGUUCCUCCCUACUACAGAGAGGUUUAUGAAGCAAUAUGCAACAAAAAAGAUGAACGGGUGCAGAUAGCGGUGUUUCAAAGGUUGCUCAGCAGUACAGAUCUUCCAAACACUGUGCAAAGUCAGAUUGCUGAGUACGUGGAUCACAAGGAUGGGUUCCUCUCCAAGUUGUCCCUCUAUAAAGCCCUGGCUCUGAUUGCACUUGCUCAGCAGGGGAAACAGCCGAGUCCCAAGCUUCUAGAGAACUACAUACAAGAGUUCCCCAAACCCCAGCUAGGAGAACUCAAGGACCUUCAGGCCCUGAGGAUGCAGCCAGCUCAGGAGAGCCCCCUGGUGGUGAGGCAGACCCUGGCACAGCUGCUGGAACGGGAUGCUGUGCAGGUGGAGCUCAUCCCCGAGAAGAAGGGGCUCUUCCUGAAGCAUGUGGAGUACCAGAUCACUAGUCAGCGCUUCAAAAUAUCUGUCUAUCGCAGAUACAGUGACUUCGAUGUUUUCCACGAACUUAUGCUGCAGCGGUUUGCCUACAGAAUGGUGCCAGCUCUCCCACCUAAAAGGAUGCUGAAAGGAGUCCUAACUUCCACCUCAGAGCGAGAGUUCAUUGAGGGGCGGCGACGGGCCCUGCGCAGGUUCAUCAACCUGGUGGCGCGGCACCCCUUCUUCUCCGAAGAUGAGCUGGUGAAGACCUUCCUAACCUUCAGCGGCUCGGAUGUUCAAAACAAACUGCGGGAGGCAUUCAAGAGAGCAGGAGAUGAGUUUAUGACAUGUAAAAUUGCCACACAAGCCAAGGAGUACCUCCCGGCAGAUAUCCAGGCCCAGUUUGCCUCCAGCAGGGAGCUUAUCCGGAACAUUCUCAACAGCUUCCACAAGCUGCGGGACAGGGCAGAGAAGAUGGCUGAACGUUCCAAGGAGAAUGCCAUGGACCUGCUAAUGUUUGGAAGGGAGCUGAGUGCGGUGGGUUCAGACACAUCUCCAGUCCCUGCUCUGGCCUUGGCCAACAGCUCGUGGGGUACUCUGCGGCAGUCCCUGAAGGGGCUGUCCGUGGAGUUCGCCCUGCUGGCCGAUAAGGCAGCUCAACAGGGGAGAAGAGAAGAGGAUGACGUUGUGGAAAAGCUGAAUCUUUUCUUGGAUAUGCUGCAGUCAUACAAAGACCUGUGCGAGCGGCAUGAGAAGGGUGUCCUGCACGAGCACCAGCGCGCGCUGCAGAAGUACAGCGUGAUGAAGAGGCAGAUGAUGAGCGCCACCGUGCAGCCCAAGGAGCAGGUGUCUGUGGAGCAGCUGGAGUCCCGCAUUGUGCAGCAGGAGAACGCCAUCCUGACGAUGGAGCUACGAAACUACUUCUCCCUGUUCUGCCUUCACCAGGAGACCCAGCUCAUCUUCACCUACUUGCCAAUAACCUCUCACAUACUCGGUGCUCUUGUCAACUCCCAGAUUCAAGGACACAGAGAGAUGGGUGAGGUGUGGAACGAUCUCCACCCGAAGUUGAGUUGUCUUUUUGGGGGUAACAACGGCAUCCCCUCUCCGCUUCUCUCACCCCAGAAGGGGGAUGGGAAGACAGCUGUUGCCUUUUCCCCUAGUUAAGCAGGUAAAGGUGAGAGAUGCCACAUGCGCUUGGCUUCGAGGCCUCCCUAAGCGGGCUCGUCAAACACUCCCAUCUUCAAACCUAAAGUGGCUCAGAGGGAAAUCACUACACCAAUGUGCGUUACGUUUUGAAUUUAAAUUGCAGUGAAAUUGCAGGGAAUUAAAUUUGCAAUCUACUGCAGGAAGGACUGAUGCUGUUUACUUGAGAAAAUAAGGAGUAUCCUAUGACCAGUGUUGGGAGUUUUAUAUGGGCCAGUUGUAGGAGUAACAUGCAUGGAGAGGUGGAUGGGAGCUAUGUGGGACAACUGUGCUUGUUAUAAUUACCCUCUUGGAGAGCACACACGGAUCUAUUCCACAAAGCCUGUCUCAUUAGUGUUCAAAAAUGGACAAAAUAUAUGGUUUUGCAAUCCACCAAGCUAUCUCUGCAUGCUUCUUUUAGAAACAACAACAAAAAGGGAAAGAAACAUGUACAUUUGUGUCCACAUUGGAAUCCUUUAGACAGUUGC
Megalops cyprinoides (Indo-Pacific tarpon) is the source of this 2155-nucleotide messenger RNA. RefSeq names its product sorting nexin 8b (gene snx8b). Bases 48 to 1649 code for a protein of 533 amino acids. Gene Ontology annotation, biological process: retrograde transport, endosome to Golgi. The transcript is spliced from 13 exons. Lineage: Eukaryota; Metazoa; Chordata; Actinopteri; Elopiformes; Megalopidae. Gene Ontology annotation, molecular function: phosphatidylinositol binding. The record is from RefSeq and is a predicted model, not a curated record.